AGCUCCAAAUCAACAAGUGUCGCGACGCCGUGUCCUACAACACCUGCGAGUACUUUACUACGUGGGCCUUCCGAACUGGGCUGUGCUCCCUGCUGGUAUCACCCACUACGCCAUGGGCGGCUGUUGUGCGAGGCACCCAGCCCCCACUGUCGUGUCCCGUAGACAAGAAAUAUUACUCAACGGCAAACGCGACGUGGGACCUGAACCACCCCAUGCUCUCUUUCCUAGAGGGGUUCGUGUGGACCGGAUCGCUCAAGGCCGCUGCCCCAUCGCCGCACUCCCAGACGAGCUGCUGGUGGACGUGUUCUCGCGGGUGGCCGACGGCGGGGCCCUGCUGGACACGCUGCCGCUGUUGUGCAAACGCUGGCGCCGACUGUGCCGCGACUCCAAGGCGUGGCGCGACGUGGAGGUGCGCUUCGAGGCGCGGUACGAACACGGCGUCCCGGUGGUCACCUCGGAGCCGACAGUGGCUGCCAGAAUAGUGCUGCACGCGCCGUCGCUCCGCAGCCUGGAUCUGGAGGGCCCCGACCGCGCCGUGCUCCUGGCCCUGCGCCGCAGCAAGGCCGUGGUGCGGCGGCUGUGCGUCAAGACGGCCUUCUGGAAGGCGGGGGACGACGGCCUGUGCCCCGAGGUGCUGGACGUGCUCUGGCGCAGCCGGCACUGCGCGCGCCGCGUGCAGCUGUGGCUGGACGACGAGCGAGCGCAACGGGAUAGCCAGGGCCGCCCCGCGCUUGACAUCCUCGGCGACCUGGAACACCUCGAGGAGCUGCGGCUGGAAGUCGCCGAGCGGCUGCCCUACACUGCGGGCAAGCUGGCGGCGGGCAUGCAAAGGCUGCGCGAGGUGUUCGUCUCGCACGUGCGCUUCACGGACGCGUACAGCAGCGACCGCUUCGCGCCGCCCGAGGCCCUCGUCGAGGACUUGCUCCGCGGCGCGGCCGCCUCGCUGCGCAGCGCGUCGCUGUACUGGAACGAGCCGCUCGGGGAGGCGCAGCGGGCCGCGCUGCAGCAGUGCGCCGCCCUGGAGUCGCUCAUGGCGCACCAGGCCGUGCUGCCCGCGCUGCGGCACUGGCCGCGACUCCACACACUCAACGUCCAGCUGUACCCGGCGGGCGUGGAGCAGGUGGGGGGCUGCGUCCGCGACGCCCUGCGGCAGUGCGAGCCCCACGCCCCACUGCGCCACGUCACCCUGGGCGUCAACUGCUACAUCGACGACGACAUGUGGGAGGAGUCUUCGGACGAGUGUCAAGGUCACGUGGAGGCCUUCGGGAAGCUCCGACCGGAAGUGAAAGUGGAGCUGGACGGAUGGUACUGAAUGUCUUAGCAAUGAACGGGACCGCAGCUAUUUUUUGCAUGAAAUAAAUAUCACAGAAAGGUGUAAA
Messenger RNA from Thrips palmi, 1379 nucleotides. RefSeq lists its product as uncharacterized. The record is from RefSeq and is a predicted model, not a curated record. Bases 113 to 1312 code for a protein of 399 amino acids. The transcript has 7 exons. Gene Ontology annotation, molecular function: protein binding. NCBI's taxonomy places the organism in Eukaryota, Metazoa, Arthropoda, Insecta, Thysanoptera, Thripidae.